AUGAUACCACUCCCGCUUAAGCAUGCGGUAGUGGUUGUUGAUGAGAAGCUCUACAUUGUUGGUGGAAGCCGUAAUGGCCGAUACUUAUCUGAUGUCCAGGUGUUUGAUCUUAGAAGUUUGACUUGGUCGAGUUUGAAACUGAAAACUGAAUCAUCAAGUACUGAGAACAUUCAAGAGGAUGAUGGUAGCAGUUUACGGGAAGCUUUUCCUGCUAUUUCAGACCACCGCAUGAUUAAGUGGGGAAACAAGCUUCUUUUGAUUGGGGGACACUCCAAGAAGUCAUCAGAUAACAUGUCAGUGCGGUUCAUUGAUUUGGAAACACAUUUAUGUGGAGUCAUUGAUGUGUCUGGGAAUGUUCUGGCUUCACGUGGUGGACAUUCCAUUACACUGGUUGGAUCCCGAGUGCUUGUUUUUGGUGGGGAAGAUAAGAACAUGAGACUUUGUUCACGGACAUGA
This is a messenger RNA of Arabidopsis lyrata subsp. lyrata, 456 nucleotides long. RefSeq names its product acyl-CoA-binding domain-containing protein 4. The coding region runs from base 1 to 456 and encodes 151 amino acids. The transcript has 6 exons. NCBI's taxonomy places the organism in Eukaryota, Viridiplantae, Streptophyta, Magnoliopsida, Brassicales, Brassicaceae. The record is from RefSeq and is a predicted model, not a curated record. Gene Ontology annotation, molecular function: protein binding.